This is a messenger RNA of Selaginella moellendorffii, 2720 nucleotides long. RefSeq names its product protein PLASTID TRANSCRIPTIONALLY ACTIVE 14. Gene Ontology annotation, cellular component: chloroplast thylakoid; plastid-encoded plastid RNA polymerase complex. The record is from RefSeq and is a predicted model, not a curated record. The transcript is spliced from 2 exons. Gene Ontology annotation, biological process: peptidyl-lysine monomethylation; thylakoid membrane organization; plastid transcription. Bases 213 to 2366 code for a protein of 717 amino acids. Gene Ontology annotation, molecular function: protein-lysine N-methyltransferase activity; zinc ion binding; protein binding. Lineage: Eukaryota; Viridiplantae; Streptophyta; Lycopodiopsida; Selaginellales; Selaginellaceae.
GGAUCUCCCGUUUCUGCCUAGCAUGGAAAAGCGAGCCGUGAGGGAGCUACAGAAGGAAUGCCGGCAGCUACUGUCAGCAUAUCCAAGUAGCUACGAACAAGAUGUGAAGCUCAUGGCGGCAGCUGGAGAGGACAAGUCCGUGAGAUGGAAGUCGGCGUUGAAGUACAGGUCUGAUGAGAAGCUGUUCUUGAGAAAGGUGGUGAGGAUCUUGGAUGUCUACUUGUCCAGACUUUUGUAUUGAGUUGGCUCCUCACGCCCCAAAAAAUGCGAAACAGCAGGCAAGGAAUGAGAACCGUUACUACGCUCGAAUGCUCCGCGACUGCUACAAGAGCACGGAUGAUCCAGCGGACGUUAUCCUGUGGAAAGGGAAGGGGAUAUUGGAGGAGAUCAAGGCGGCGGGGGUGGGAUUGGAUUCUUUCCUUGGGAAUCACGUAGUGGACAUGUACCUUCGUUGCGGUUGCUUGGAGGAUGCGCGCCGGACAAUGGAUGAAAUGCCAUGCAGGGACGUCAUUGCGUGGACCAACAUGAUUGCAGCAUUUGCCCAGUCUGGGCAACACACGAAAGCAGUUGCGAUGCUUCACGAGAUGCAGCUCGACGGCGUUAUGCCCGACGGUUUCACAUUCACCACGGUUGUCAACGCCUGCGCUGAAGGCAAGCGAGCCUUUCUGCUGCCCAUAGGAAGGAGAGUCCACGCUCGAAUCCGAGACUGUGGCCUGGCCUCUCACGUCGUGAUUGCCACAGCGUUGGUGAAGAUGUACGCAGCACACGGAUGUGUGGGAGAAGCAGUAGAUGCGUUUGAAGGAAUCGAGCUGCAGCAAAGGGACGUGGUGUCUUGGACUGGUAUCAUCACCGCAUUUGCCGACAACGGGCAUUCGCAGGAGGCGUUAAGCCUGUACCGGAGAAUGCAGCUCGAGGGGAUGGCGCCGGACAAGGUAACCUUUGUGGCGUUGCUCAAUUCCCCCGAGUUAAGCCUCGCCCAAGGCCGCAUGCUCCACUCGCACAUUCUGGAGUUCGAUGGAGGCAGAGACCUCGUCAUGGAGACCGCUGUCGUCAACAUGUACGCCAAAUGCGGCAGCCUGCAAGAAGCGCGAGCGGUGUUUGAGCGCAUGGAGCAACCAAACGUGGUAACCUGGACCUCCAUCAUCUCUGUCACCUCCCAGAGCGGACAUUCUCUCGAAGCGCUGCUGCUGUACCGCCGGAUGCUGCUGUCGGGUGCCAAGCCCAACGCCGUUACUCUCGCCACCGUCGCCUCGGCAUGCGCUGCGGUGGCGGCGCUCGGCCAGGCACGCUUCUGCCACUCACACGUUCGCGAGGCCGGCGUUGCCGAAGACCCCGUCGUGCAAAACGCCCUGGUGAGCAUGUAUGGGAGAUGUGGGGCUCUUGACCAUGCUGCCGGCAUCUUUUUCACGUCCAGCUCCGCCCCCGCUAACCUCGUGUCGUGGAACUCCAUGCUCGCCGCAUUUGCCCAGCAGGGCCAUCCUGCCGCGCUGUGGCUCUUCUCACACAUGCUCCUCGCAGGCAUUUCGCCCGACGCCAUCACCUUGACUAGCCUCCUCGCCACCUGCGCCCGCCACCCAGCGCUGCUGAAAACCGGCUGCUCCCUCUACGCGGCCAUGCGUCAUGGCACCGACUUCGCCGUGCCAGUCUCCACUCAGCACUGCGGCUGCAUUGUCGACUUGCUGGCUCGCUCCGGUUAUCUCGGCUAUGCGGAGCGUUUCAUCACGAGCAUGAUGCCGUGCGCGCCAGACGACAUAGUGUGGAUGAGCCUGGUGGGCGCUUGCAGGAAUUAUGGUGACUGGGAGCGCGGGCGACGAGCUGCACAGCGAGUUAUGGAGCUCAAUCCGGCCUACGUCGGGGCCUACAUCCUCAUGUCCAACAUGUACGCGGCGCAAGGGAGAUGGGACGAUGCCGCCGGUGUUAGAGAGCUCAUGGCUCGUCGGGGCUUAGCCAAGGAAGCCGGGUGGAGCUCCAUCGAGGUGAGGAACAAAGUCCAUGUCUUCACUGCCAAGGAUUGCUCGCAUCCCAAGAGUGAAGCCAUCUAUGCGGAGCUCCACCGCCUGGCGCUGCUUCUCAAGGACGCCGGUUACGUUCCAAACACGAGCCUCGUUCUGCAAGACGUCGAGGAGGAGCUCAAGGAGCAGCUGCUCUUCUGCCACAGUGAAAAGCUGGCAAUUGCUUUUGGGGUGGUCAGUAGUACUAAGCCUCGUAGCACGCUUCGGAUCAUCAAGAACCUUCGCAUGUGUGGUGAUUGCCACAAUGCAUUCAAGCUCCUGUCGAGCAUCCUCGAAAGAGAGAUUGUCGUCAGGGACACCAAGCGCUUCCACCACUUUUUACACGGCCGCUGCCACUGUGGAGAUUACUGGUAAGAUGUAUAAAAAAACAUGGACGUUAACUUCUUGCUUUGGCAAAUCACCCUCAUAACCUCAGUCAACUCAAGUCGAGUCGCGCGCGAGCUGGCCGUUGAACGGCGCGACGCCUACUUUGACCAACUACGGUAGGCCGUGCACCUCCGUAGCGUGCCGUGCUGUACACUCCAAGUACGGCACAGAGAAGAACAAUUCAUUUCGGAGAUUACUGCUAACACACACAAGUGAUACAAGAGCAGCAAGCACAUUAGAUAGGUAACUCUCAAGGUACAAAAAAGGAGAAAAAAAAAAAGCAACCAGCCACUUUGGUGUCAUACUAGCUAGCUUACCAACACCAGCAUUGAGAAUUAAGGA